CGCUGAGGGAAACGGAUGAGACGGGUAGCAGAACCGGCUGCGCUAAAGGUCUCAUGUCGACAACGUUGGACCUGAUGAAAAAACAGUGUUUGACGCCCGAGGCUCUGUCCUCUGCAUCUCUGAAAAGAAGAUUGAUAAGGAAGAGUAGGAGAGUCGCACCGGGGGAGCAGCGCGCUGCGGACUGUGAGCCGCGCAGGUGUUUCAUGUUUUCUCAGUCUGGCAGCAGUCGUUCCGUCCGUCGGAUUUUGACAGCCUGCCUCCUCUCCUUCCUGGCGUUGCUUGGCUCUGUAUCCCUCGACCUCAGCUCCAACUUUGAUUUACUGGAUGCCACAGAAGCUGCAUACAAUGAGCUGACUUCAUGCAGGACAAUAGCUCUCCUGCAACUCAUAAGUGAACUUCAGAAGAUUAGGCAUUUAUUGGCCAAAGACACAAACAAUGAGACCCUGUCAUCAGGUUUCCAGCCAAUAGAUCACCUCUGUGCUAAAAUGUUGAAACUUCAAAGGUUUUCUUGCAGUGCUGAGUUGUCUGUUUUUUGCCUGCAGAUGAAGAGAAGCAUACAGACAUUUCUAAAUGCCACCCUGGAUACCAACAGCCCAAUUUCACUUUUCACUCAGGUCAUAGAGAGACUUUUGAACACCUGGGGCUCAGUAGAAGCUGAUUUAGAUGAUGCCAAAAAAAACUCUAACUGGAGAGAUGUUCUGUCUGCCAGACUUCUAGUAACAUUCAUAGAACUUAACUACCAGCUGAUGCUCUAUCACAACACUGGGACUCCUGCUGACUUUCAGCUCAGAUGGACUCAAACGCUGAGCUAUCUGAGUUUGUGUAAAGUAAUGUCAGAGCAACUGAACUGCUGCUGGUCAGAAAAUAUAGAGCUCAAAAUAAACCGGAGUCUAAAAGCUCCACAUGUGUCUAUUUUGGACCUGAGUCCAUGGCAGAUCUCUGGAACAGGAAAUAGGCUUCUUUCAGGGACUCCCACGGGAAUUCAGGCUCUGAUAAAAGCACAGCAGUGUUUGUUUGAUCGUGCAUCCCUGGCUCUCCGGCUGGCAUCUCGAUCCAUGUCUUCAGUCCUCAGCAUGAGGAUCUGCCUGCUCGCCAUGGCGUGCCUCAUCUACCCUGUGGUGAUGUUCUCCUUCAAGCAGAUGACAGAGUGGAUAGAGAACUAUGCUCAAAGCUUGAAGGAGAAAACUGAGGAUCUGAAGCGGCAGAGGAAGCUGGCUGAAGAUCUGCUGCACCAAAUGCUGCCAAAGUCGGUUGCCAAGCAGCUGAGGAAGCAAAGACAGGUUGAAGCUGAGAGCUAUGAAAGGGUGACCAUUUUUUUCUCAGAUAUUGUGGGCUUCACAUCCAUCUCUGCAUCCUGCACUCCUCUGCAGGUGGUGGAGAUGCUUAACAACUUGUACAUGUGCUUUGACACUCGCAUCGACUCCUAUGACGUCUAUAAGGUGGAGACAAUUGGAGAUGCCUAUAUGGUGGUGAGUGGUCUACCUGAGAGGAAUGGUGACAAACAUGCAGAUGAGAUUGCCAAGAUGGCCCUGGACUUGUUGGCGGCGGUCAGGCAGGUGUCCAUCCCUCAUAUGCCCAACGAGAGGCUACAGCUCCGAGCCGGCAUUCACACAGGUCCGUGUGUGGCAGGAAUAGUGGGCUACAAAAUGCCAAGAUACUGUCUGUUUGGAGAUACAGUCAACACUGCUUCGAGGAUGGAGUCCACCAGCCUUCCUCAGAAAAUCCACACUAGCUCAGAAACAUACUUGGCUUUGAUGAAGGACAACGCCUAUGAGUUGCAGCUACGUGGCGAAAUUGAGGUCAAGGGUAAAGGCAAAAUGAAUACAUACUGGCUUGUUGGUCAUAAAAACUACAGUGUGCAGAAUGACAGUCUGGUUUGCAAAUGGAAUCCCAACAUGGCCAGAAAGAAGAAGGCGGCGGCCGGAAGUCUGGCAUCUGUAGGAAAUUCGUCCGUCACAGUGCAGAGUCUAAGCGACAAUGCAGCUACACCGGUUUCCCUUCCCUCUUCAGCACUGAACCAAACACCGCAGAUGCCUCGGAGAGAAAGGAUGAGUCUGAGUGUGGCUGCUCAGAUGGAGCCGUAUGGGGGAAGCUAUGGGACCCUGGGCUCCAUGAUCGGGGGGCUGCAGGGUGGAGACGAGUCUCCGGUAACCAGCCAGCAUGGUGGACUUAAACCUGACCUGCUGCCUGGUUCUAACCAGCAAAUGUGAUCAUAUAAUCUCUGAUGUACCCAAUGAAAUAUCAUUAAAAAAAAUCACAGAUUAGUUUGUAAAUAAACGUUAAGAUUUUAGGAUCAUAUAUUUGUGACCUGAGUGAUGUUUUGUUUGCUUUUCAUGAUAACUUAUGUUUUAAGUUGCAAUGUUUAGGAUUGGGUGUUUAUGGCUGUAGAAUUCCUUCUGAGGGUGGAGCCCUGGGGCCAUUUGCAGGCGUCUUGAUUGUUUUUAUUUUGCUCCUGCCCUGACCAAAAUUAAAAAUGGCAAAAAUUGUGAAUUAAAGACUGUUUCAACUCAUUUAGGGUCCUUACAGUGAACUGAUUAUUGAGGUUUGAGAGUCCUAACUCUUUGAGCUGGUUUAUGUCUAACCGUUUACCAGUUAAAGUGUAAUAAAGAUGUGAAGUGUUAGAAUAUAUAAGUCAAAAUGUGUCCAGUUCUACUGCUGUGUUAAAAACUGGAAAAAAAACAUCCACACCAACAUGUUCACAGAAGGUAGACUGCAUAUUGUCAAAGCAGUAGUCUUACAUAUUUGACCACUUUCGUUGGCAGAAGUGGUAGAGUAUGUUUAAAUCGGUGGAUUUCCUGGCAUAAAACUGAAAUUUAAGCAGUGUCCUCAUGAAACCAGUUUAAGAUCUCAUUGUAUUGACUUUGUAAAGUGCCUUGAGAUGACAUGUGUUGUGAA
This is a messenger RNA of Cyprinodon tularosa, 2895 nucleotides long. RefSeq lists its product as uncharacterized. Lineage: Eukaryota; Metazoa; Chordata; Actinopteri; Cyprinodontiformes; Cyprinodontidae. The transcript has 8 exons. Gene Ontology annotation, molecular function: guanylate cyclase activity; peptide receptor activity. Gene Ontology annotation, biological process: intracellular signal transduction; receptor guanylyl cyclase signaling pathway; cGMP biosynthetic process. The record is from RefSeq and is a predicted model, not a curated record. The coding region runs from base 54 to 2210 and encodes 718 amino acids.